AGUAAAAGACAGUGUGAAAGAGAGAGAGAGUCAGCUACCAAGCACACUCUUACUGUACUGAUUAGCUAGGAGCCCUUCAGACUGAAGGCAUUAGCUCCUUUUGCCUAAAACCAAGCAGCUCACUACUCUUUACCUUCACCCCCCCCAAAAAAAAGACCCUUCAAUCCUACAACACCUGGAUUUCUAGACAGCAACUGCAGAAGAAAAACUUUCCAAAGCUGCAGGGCUGCAGAACCCUGCGAUCCCCUCACACCCGGCAAACAUUCUGAGCUCCUAGAAAAGAGGGGGCGUCUGUCAUCCAAAAGAGGGACUGUUCCUCAAGAAGAGGGGCAGUUGAUCCAAACAUGGCUCUUUUUAGGACCGGGUCUUGUCCCACAUUGCCCUUCCUCGCCUGCCUUUGGUUCAUUUCCAGUGUGCCUCACAUGGCCGGUGCCCAGGCACCUUCUGGGUGUGGACAGGACUUAAAUCCCCUGUAUUAUUACCUCUGCGACCUGUCAGCUGCAUGGGGCAUUGUACUCGAAGCUAUUACCAGCGCUGGCAUUGUGUCAUCUUUUGUCCUCAUCAUAGUCUUGGCAGCAAGCACACCCUUCAUCCAAGAUGUAAGGAAGAAAAGUAUACUCGGAACUCAACUUUUCUUCCUUUUUGGAACCUUGGGACUCUUCUGCCUGGUGUUUGACAUGAUUGUCAAAAAGGACUUUGCAACUUGUGCCUCCCGAAGGUUCCUUUUUGGGCUAUUGUUUGCCAUCUGCUUCUCAUGCUUGUGGGCACAUGGAAUCAACCUAAAUUACUUGGUGAGGAAGAACACAGGAAUUCGAGGCUGGGUGGUGUUUGGGAUAGCUGUGGUUCUGACACUGGUGGAGGUUAUCAUCAAUACAGAGUGGCUCAUCAUCACCAUCGUCCGGUCAGGCAAUGCCCCAGUAGACCCAUGUGCCAUUCAGAAUGAAGAUUUUGUCAUGGCACUGAUCUACGUAAUGUUCCUCAUCCUCGCAGGAUUUGUGACUGCCUGGCCAGCCUUAUGUGGCCGAUACGGUUACUGGAGAAAACAUGGCAUCUUCAUCUUGCUCACCCUCUUCAUGUCCAUCUGUAUUUGGAUAGUGUGGAUUGUUAUGUACGUGUAUGGGAAUCCCAUUGUUGGAAACCCUACCUACUGGGAUGACCCCACACUUGCCAUUGCUCUUGUCUCGAACGCUUGGGCGUUUAUUUUAUUAUACAUUAUCCCAGAGAUCUCCCAGCUGACCAAGCCGAAUCUGGAGCAGACAUUUGAGGACGAUGCACCAAGGGGAGUUGGUUAUGAAACCAUCCUGAAAGAGCAGAACACUCAGAGAAUGUAUAUGGAGAACAAAGCCUUCUCCAUGGAUGAGCCACCCUCGGCAGCCAAGCGGGUUGUGUCUCCAUACAAUGGAUACGACGGACAAGUAAGAAACAGCAUUUUCCAGCCGACGGAAAUGACUCUAAUUAAGAACAUGCCAGAUGUUCCCUAUGAUGUCAUAAUUCCCCGGGCCACGGCCAACACUCAUCCAGCUGCAACGAUACGGGCAGACGAUGCCUACAAUGCACAAAGUCGACAAAACGCAAACAACUCAUCCAAUGAUACACAGACUCACUCACCAUACAAACAAUGGUAAAAUCCCACCGCUGCCACCAACUAUGGGAUCCGCAAUGGACUUCUCCUUUCUUCUUCUAUACAGAUGGACCUGGGAAGGAAGCUAAAGCUAUGGGGACUUCCACGCUCAGUUACUGAACUCACAUAAGAAGACUUCUACCAGAAAACCGUAAAGAGGAUAGCCUUCCAUGUUGGAUUUUAUAAUAAAGAUUCACAUAACGAAUAUGCACGGAGCCCACAUAACAUUCAGACUAUCUUAUGUUUCUUCGACCCGCAGUUAUAAGGAACAAGUCAAUAACACAACAUGCUGUCAGCCUCUUGUAGGCUCAUGUUUAUUGAUAAGAGGUCUUUCCCACGUUACAUUUUUUUUUCAGUUUUAUGCUUUCUUUGCACAGGAAUUUCUAAAAACGACGUCUUUUCUGUCUUUAGGGCUAAACGCUGCUACCAAAGCCCGAGUGCCUUUAACACAAAUCAUAACUAUUAUAAAAGUCCAUUUAUUUCACCUAUACACUAAUCACCACCCCUCUCUACCUGUUUGAAAUUAAAGUGAUGUAAAUGUAUAUAUUUUUUUUGUGUAUAUUUAACUGACAUAGCAUUCUGUAUGAAGGGAUAAGUGUUGUUUUUACAAUAUGGCAUGUUUGAUUCUUGUAUGAGUGAGCUGGUGUUUAAAUUCACAUGAUCUAUCUGCCCCUGCCCCUUAUCAAAAUGUGGCAACCAUCUCUUCAGGGACUAGGUAGCCUCUAGCCCUAGGAGACCUUAUCUUUCUUAGCAGAUGUACCAUUAGGUAUGAUGAAUGCUGGGAGGCGAAGUCCGGGACAGACAAGAUGCCCUGGGUACUUAUGCCUACUAACGAGAUACACCUUGGGGCUGAAAAACAUGUUCUAUUUAAUUGGCCCCGAAAAGCCUGUGCAAUUUUGUACACUCCAGAUGUGUCUUGUGGCUGGUCAUGAUCAACUUUGUCGUCAAUAAUAAUAAAACUUUUAUUUAAAUUA
Messenger RNA from Spea bombifrons (plains spadefoot toad), 2595 nucleotides. It is a transcript of the gene GPRC5C, whose product is annotated as G protein-coupled receptor class C group 5 member C. The record is from RefSeq and is a predicted model, not a curated record. Lineage: Eukaryota; Metazoa; Chordata; Amphibia; Anura; Pelobatidae. Gene Ontology annotation, cellular component: plasma membrane; signaling receptor complex; intracellular membrane-bounded organelle. The coding region runs from base 345 to 1625 and encodes 426 amino acids. The transcript has 6 exons. Gene Ontology annotation, molecular function: protein kinase activator activity; G protein-coupled receptor activity. Gene Ontology annotation, biological process: G protein-coupled receptor signaling pathway.